Messenger RNA from Cooperia oncophora, 1323 nucleotides. Lineage: Eukaryota; Metazoa; Nematoda; Chromadorea; Rhabditida; Trichostrongylidae. The record is from the annotation of a GenBank genome assembly.
AUGGGAGCACUAACGAGAACAAACAAAGCCGGAAAGCACACUUUUGGAAGCUACGGUAGCAUCGACAGUGAGAAGGCUCAAAUGUGGCAGUCGCAAGCGGUCGGUUCCAGUAGCGGUGGAUACGGUAGGUCAGGAACCUACGGCAACAACAUGGAUUACAGCAGCGGCCACUCACUUCCCACUACAGGAUACGGUAGUUCAGAGCCAGCUUACAGCUCUUCUAACCCGUAUAGUGCGAGUUACCAGGGCGGGUCAGACAACAGUUACGGCACACUUGGUCGGUACAGCAACAACGACUACUCAAAUUACGGCAGUCAAGUAGCCAGUGGAAUGAACUCACAAUGGAAUGGGCAGGCAUAUCAGCCGCAAAGCUACAGCAGCCUUCCAACACAGGGUUAUGAUAACUUUGGAUGGCAACCGUAUCCCACUCAGGAGUCAUCGUGGCCACAGCAAAAUUACCAAACUGCUGAGAGUGACUACACUCAGAAUAGUGGUUAUGGUAACAUGCAGGUGGAGCAGAUGCCAAGCUCUGCUUACUCGGACUAUCAGUAUCCGAGCUCCUCGUAUAGUACUCCUAAAGUAAAAGCUGGAUCCACUGGCGGAUCCUAUGGUGCGGGUAAUGGGGCAGAUUAUAGUCAAGCCAAUCAACAAAACUAUAACUACGGUAGUUAUAUGAAUACUGAUGCCCAGACAAGCUAUACGGGAUCUAGUAACCAAGUUCCAUCAUAUACAUAUAUAGCUCAAGCUAUGGAACGCCAACAAGUAGCGGAUCAGACUACAGCACCGACAACGGCUACCUUCAGCAAGGGAACUAUGGCAGCAGCAACAACGGCUAUGUCCAGCAAGGGAACUACGGCAGCAGCAACAACAACGGCUAUGUCCAGCAAGGGGAACUAUGGUAGCACCAAUAAUUGGAAUCAGUACGGCUCCUCGGAUUCCAGUGGCUAUCAGACCACCUAUCAACCCUCGUGGAACUACGGCAGCUCCGACAUUCAGAGCGGUGGCUACGAUUAUUAUAAGCCCGCUCAGGAGUAUAGUACUGCACAGAAUUACGGUAGUGCCGGUUACCAAACCAGUGCUUAUAAUCCAUCGCAGACAACAGGAAACUAUGGUAACUCUUAUGGGGCAAACUACAACUAUAACAAUGACUAUCAGCAAGGCCAAUAUAGUAACUAUGGUGGUGGACCGCAAAUGGAGUUCACGAUGAAUGUUGGAUACGGUAGCAGCAGGGCAUCAAAAGGUACCAAGGGUAAGCAGUCACUCACCAAUAACGCAGCCCUAAGUAGCCUUGACGAAGAUGGUUAUAGAAUCACAGCGAAGUAG